Messenger RNA from Camelina sativa (false flax), 642 nucleotides. Lineage: Eukaryota; Viridiplantae; Streptophyta; Magnoliopsida; Brassicales; Brassicaceae. The record is from RefSeq and is a predicted model, not a curated record.
AUGACGUUGAUGAUGUCCGAUCUUCCAGAGGAUUUGAUAGAGGAUAUUUUGUCGAGGGUUCCAAUAACAUCUCUAGGAGCAGUGAGAUCUACUUGCAAAAGAUGGAACAAUUUAUCCAAAGAUCGGAUUGUAUGUAAAGGAGAAACAAAGCCACAGUUUCUAGGGUUCAUGGUAAAAGAAUCUAAGGUUUGUUCGUUGAGAUUUGAUCUCAUCAAUGGAAUCCAAAAUCAAGAUGUCGAACUAGCAGGGACAUCUAUAAAGCAAAUAGAUAAAUUUAAUGAAUUGAGGAUAUUUCAAGUUAAUAACUGCAAUGGCUUACUGUUAUUGGUAACUAAAGAAAUCAAUUUCAGGCUCGUAGUUUGGAACCCAUAUUUGGGACAAACCAGGUUGGUUCAACCUAGAAUUAAUUUCGACUUCGAAGAUAGCUCACAUCAUCAGAGAGACUGGAUACUUGAGAACAGUGGAUCUCGGAGUAGCUUCCGCACAGUAUCGUCCCCUACCAGUGUGCUCUUAUGCUCCAAGUUUAGUGCAAAUCAAUCAAGGCCAAGAACUAUCGCUUAUGUGGCUAAAGAAAAGAUCGAGAUUAUUAUUAACCAGUGGUUAUUUUUACAGUACCUUGUUUGUUUCUUGCAUCAUCUUCUU